Molecule: messenger RNA, 1728 nt
Organism: Rotaria socialis
Lineage: Eukaryota; Metazoa; Rotifera; Eurotatoria; Philodinida; Philodinidae
Source: the annotation of a GenBank genome assembly
AUGGGCAGCAACAACGGUAAACAAGAUGGUAGCAAAGAAAAUAAUAAAAGACGAACAACAUUUCGAAGAAUAUUACAAACCUCAUCACGUCAACCAAACGGUACAUCGCGACCUGUAAGUUACGCGGGAAUAAAUCAAUAUUAUGAAGAACAUCAUCAUCAUCAUCAUAACUCGACACGCCCUAUGUCUAUGAUAAAUGUUGUUCCAUUUGGUAAUUUAGAAAGAAGAAUAUCUAAUCAUAAUCUUAAUAUAACUGCCAAUGAAAUAGAAACCGAUGUGAAACCAAUACCACGUUCAAUGUCUCAAUCGAUAACGACAAACGAAUUUUCCGAGCCAACAUCAAGUACCAAUGAAGAUGAUAUCGAACGAACUAUUACCAACAAAUUCGAUGAAAAUGAUUGGAAAUCUUAUAUUCCAUUAAAACUAGAACAAGUUAAGUCUAUAACGAUACUAAAAGAUUUAAUAUACGAACGUAUUAAUCCAGAAUUAAUUCAUAUAUUAAAUCGGUUAAUUCAAUUACAAAACGGCGACGAACACGAACCAUUUCUUAAUUGGUUUUUUAAUGAAAUCGAAUAUUGUUUGGAUUCAAUUGAUGAUGACAGUUCAUAUUGUCAUAAACCAUUGCUACUAUGUUCCAUAGAACAAGAUCGUUUUGCUUGUGCAAAAUAUCUUCUUGAACAUCGUCUAUUGCCAAGUAAAUUAGAUAUAAAUACUACCAAUGAACAAGGUCGUCAUUGUCUUUUAAUGCUUUCGCACAAAAAUGGCCCUGUUGACUUAAUAAAAUAUCUUUUGAAACAUCAUCUAUCGUGUUUAGAUACAAACAAAAUUGAUUUCAAUAGUUACAGUUCACUGCAUCAUGCAUGUCGCCAUUUUAAUUUACCACUAUGCGAAAUUCUUCUUCCAUAUACAAAUAAACAAACAUUACAAAUCGAAAAUUCUGAAGUACAUACACCACUCGAUUAUUGGCUUGAAUGUUUAUGUUCAUUGAAGAAAUUAAAACCAACACAUAUACAAUAUAAUACAGAUAGUUUACGUCUCAAUCAUAUAUUAGAUCACAGUACAGAUUAUCAUGGCAAUAUUUAUUUUCUUCAAGCAAUAAUUGAUCGUGGUGGACAAUUAACAAAAUUUCCAUUACGUUAUAUACGUUCUAUAUUACCACAAUUAUCAUUCGAACAAAAAUUAUCCUAUGUUGAUCAUCAUGUGAAUAUUUGCUGCAUUUUAUAUAAAAAUCGCCUGUCAACAUUAAUGCAUAAUUAUGAUGAAUUUAAAACAAGUGUUCAAGCAAGUGAAAUCCUUACAGAGCUUAUAUUUGCAUUGGGAACUGUACAAGUUGAAAUACAAAAUCGUCUGGCAGAAAAUGCUUGUUCACAACUCGAACAGACAUUGAAAAUAAAACAAAACGAACUGUUACAAUCAACUUUACGCGUGUUGUAUGGCAAAUUUUUUCGUCUGUUCGAAUGUAUUUAUAACAAUCCAGAUGUUAAUGUAAAAAGCUUUCAUUUUGAACAUAUAUUUCGUCAUGUUUGGAUUUAUUGGAAAGAGCCUGUCAAUGCAUUUAUUCAACAAUCAAAAGAAAAAAGUGUUUCAUUGAAAGCAAUUUGUCGAAAAAAAAUAUUUCGAUGUAUAAUGAAUUAUCCAAAUGAUAUCCAAAAUUUGCCGAUUAAUUCCUUCUUAAAACAAUUUAUUGCUUUUAAUAAUCAAUUUUUUGUUGUUCAGAGAAAAUUUUAA